Effrenium voratum is the source of this 1830-nucleotide messenger RNA. NCBI's taxonomy places the organism in Eukaryota, Dinophyceae, Suessiales, Symbiodiniaceae. The record is from the annotation of a GenBank genome assembly.
AUGAAGCCGGGCGCCUUUCUGCUGAUCCUGCGGCCAACGGAGGGCGGCUUCGAGGCGCUGCUGCAAUGCCGGGCGGAGCACAUGAGAGACGCCGGCACCUGGGGCUUGAUCGGAGGUGAGCUGGACCCAAUGGAGCGCUGGCUCUACACCAGUGCCGGCGUGGCCGACGACCUGCGCUGCCGCGUGCUGCGGCGGGCGGCCUUGCGCGAGGCGUUGGAGGAGAUGGGCGGCGCGUCGGAGAUGCCGCAGACGCAGAUCCUCUUCGAACCCAUGUGCGUGCAGGUGUCCUCGGAUGGCCAGGCGGUGCGUCUGCCCCGGUCCUCCGGGGCGUGGCCGGUGCCGGCGGGGCUCGCCUUCUUCGAGCUGGACGCGCAGAGGUCCCGGUGCCUGCGGGUGGGGUACAUGGAUACUUUCGUCUUUGUCUACGUGAUGCUCGGCUGGAUGGCAGGAAGGGCGAAGAUGAUCCACGUACUGUCGUCCACCGGGCGUUUGCUGCUGGCACUGGACCCUGACCUCUUUCGGGCCAGAAAUGCCGGCGACAGAAGCCUCUUGGAGGACAUGCCGGCUCUGGGCUUUACGGAGAUUGUCAAGGACGAGGUGAGAGCGAGGAAGGCUAUCCCGUACCUCCGGCAGAAGCUGAUGCACCAUGGUCGGGUGGUACCCUUCCAUCUCUCCUGGGAGGAGCUGGAGAAGCCUAGGGAAGUGGAGCUGCACGUCUUGGACUAUGUCAACGUCGCGGGGGACCGGCUGCGACAGAUGGCCGAAGCCGGGCUCAUCGAGGAGGCAGAAGCCUGCCUCAUGCUGCCUCAGGAGCCCAACGCCGCAGACCAGAAAGGGGAAACGGCGGCGCUCAAGGCCAGUCGCGAAGGGCAUAUGGAGAUGAUGCAGCUGCUCGCCUAUGCAGAUGCAGAUCUGAACAUGCCGGACCUGCGGGGGAACACCCCCCUCAUCGAGGCGGCGAGGAGAGGGCACCGGGACAUCGCCGAGUUCCUGUUGGAGUCCCCCAGCGUGGACCAGGAUCAUUGCAAUGCCUGGGGCGAGUUUCCGGCCUACCUUGCCGCAAAUCACAAUCACCAUGAGAUUCUGCGGCUACUGCUGGACGCCAAGGCGCACAAGGACAAGCCGCUGGACGACGGCACCACGCCGCUGAUCAUCGCGGCCACCGUGGGCCACGCGGAGAGCGUUUCUGCCCUGCUGCGCAGCGGGGCCAGCAAGAAUAAGGCGGACCUGCAGGGCGUCACGCCGCUCUUCGCGGCGGCGGAGGCGGGCCACAGCCCGGUGGUGCACCUGCUGCUGCAGGCGGGGGCCGACCGCUACAAGGCCACCAGCCUUGGGCAGGCGCCACUGUUCGCGGCGGCGCAGGCGGGGCACCACGAGACGGUGAAGCUGCUCGUGGAGGGCCGGAGGGGUGACAAGGAUGCGCGGUAUAACGGCGCCACGGCGCUAUACGUAGCUGCGCUCAAGGGCCACGUAGAGGUAGUGAACUGCCUCAUCGAAGCAGGCGUGGACAAGGAUGCCGCCACGCCUUCCAACGAGACGCCGUUAUUUGUGGCGGCUCUGCGGAACCAGGACGAAAUAGUGCGGAUCCUUACCCGAGCGCAUGCGGACCUUAACAAGGCCACAGUCGACGGCGCCACCCCGCUGCUCGUAGCGGCACAAGAAGGGCACCGGAGCAUCGUGCGGACGCUGCUGGAAGCUGGUGCCGAUCAUUCCAAGCGCAUGCUGACGGGCGAGACGCCCAUUGCGCUGGCGAAGGAUGACGUGACCAAGGACCUGUUUUUCACCACCCGCACCAUCCGCCCCAACCUGUCGCGCAUGGGCUGGGCGUGA